AUGUACUUUAUCAUCACGACUUCCCGAGCCAGCGAAAUCUUUUACCAAGCUGUGACUGCAGUGCCUGUAGUUACCCAGAGAAAAUACUCCAACGCAUCAGCCGUCAAGUUGCCAAGCUUCGAUCACACGGCGUCCCCACAUACGACAGGGCCCUCCUCUGGUGUCUGUGUGACUUGUCCGAGGGCGAGCAAGGGAGUUGAUUCGAGGGUAGUACCAUGCAAGCCGGCUUCUCACCAAGAGCCCGGCACAGGCUCAGCCACUAGGGACUCGUCAUUGAAUAUUAACAGCUCUUGGGAUCUCAGGGUCUGCAGAAUGGAAAGGUGCAGACUGCUAAAGGGAAACAAGGCAUGCUACAGUCUCAACUCUUACAUUGCAACAUCGCGAACUCCUGCACUUCACAAGGGAGCUGGCAUUCUUGUCGUUGUAGGUGGCGUUACAAGUCUGGACUCCUGCCCCUAUCCGCACCUAGUCAAACAGCAGAUACUAGCUGAGAGUACAAUAGGGUCUUUGCAUAACAUGAGUGGCCAGAGACUGGUACUCGGCCUUUCAGCUACCCAUGAAUUUUGCAAAGUCCCCAGAGCAUGCCACGACAGCAUGUUUAAUACGACUUAUAACGGCAUAUCGAUGGUGCCUGAUGAAGCUUAUCAGUAUGACCAUAUCUAUGUACAUAAUCCCUGGGCACAAUAUUUCUCCAUUAAACCAGAUGGUCAUUUUCUGUUUCGCACCAAUCGCUCCGCGCUAGGUAACUUUAAAGUAUUCUUUAUUGGAGGUUCUCUUUUGGAGUUUGCCUCUGUUAGAAGAAAAGCAGCCGUUGCAUUUCGAGUAGACGAUGCACGAACCCUGCAGAAAAAUAUUGCCCUCAUUUUUGAUAAUAUGACAUUGUUUCUUGAUUUUUAUGGCUAA
Molecule: messenger RNA, 903 nt
Organism: Fusarium graminearum PH-1
Lineage: Eukaryota; Fungi; Ascomycota; Sordariomycetes; Hypocreales; Nectriaceae
Exons: 9
Coding region: 1-903 (300 amino acids)
Source: RefSeq, a predicted model, not a curated record